AUGCCUCGUACGUAUGUUCGAAAAGGAAAAUCUUAUUCUACUGCUGAUCUUCAAGGUGCAUUAAAUCUUAUUCGGGAUGGUAAAUUAAGAGUCAAAGCUGCUCGUGAACAAUAUCAUAUUCCUGCUGCAACUAUUUAUUCACGUUUAUCCGGUCUUCGCGGAGAAGGUAAACCAGGUGCUAAAACUAUUUUGUCGACUGAAGAAGAAGAAUUUUUAAUACAUGUUAUCCAUAAAUACCAAGAAUGGCAACAGCCAUUAACUAGAUCAGAUCUUAUUUCAAUUGCACGUACGUAUAUGAUUGAACUUAAGAAAAAAAAUAUCAAUAAUGAUUCUUCAUUACGUGAAUGGUUUUUUUGCUUCCGACAACGAUGGCAAAAUGAGAUAAAACUUGUUCAAGCUUAUAAACUUGAAAAUAUACGAUCAGUUUCAUGUACUCAAACCGUAUUUUUAGAUCGUUGGUUUGACCAUUUAGAGAAAGUUUUAACUAAGUUAAAUUUAUUUGAUAGACCACAAUCUAUUUAUAAUGUUGAUGAAACAGGUUUUGGGGAUGACCCAGGCCGAAGACAGGUGAUAAUCAAAAGAAAUUCUAAAUAUGGAACAUGUACUCAAGGAGGUGCCGGUAAAACAUAUACCACUCUCAUCAUGUGUACAUCGGCUUCAGGGAAAUUCUUACCACCUUAUAUUAUAUACCGUGCACAAAAAUUAUAUGAUUCGUGGAUGCCAAAAAUUAGUUGUCGAGGUACACGUUUCAAUGCCACCCUAUCUGGGUGGAGCGAAGAAAUAACCUUCUUCGACUGGUUACGUCAUCAUUUCGUGCCAGCUGUUAAAAGGGUGAAGAAACCCAUCUUACUGUUGAUGGAUGGACAUCGUUCACAUUUAUCUACUCGGAUCAUCAAAUAUGCCAUGGACAACAAAAUACAUUUAGAAUGCUUUCCACCGCAUACAACAACAAUUCUUCAGCCACUCGACGUAGUAACACUUUCAAAGAUCAAAGCAAGUUGGAGGAAGCUUCUCUCGAAUCAUUUCAAACAAACUAAUUCUACACCACUUACUAAAGAAACGUUUUCACUUUUAAUUGCUGAAUUAUUUAAAAAUCAUCUAUUACCAGCUCAUUGUGCUGGUGGUUUUGCAAAAGCUGGUAUCUAUCCUUUCGAUAAACGCGUUAUUUCAAAAGAAAAACUCCUAUCAGCAACAGCACCAGAAUGUAAUAAAUCAAUAUUUGAAUCAAAUACAACUGAUGAUAUUCGUGAUACUUCAUUAACAACUACAGUUGUUUCUCAUUUACGACGAACAUCAUCAUGUCCCAAUUUUUGUUCAAGCGAUCUUCCAUUAAUUUCAAUCCAUCAUACUCCAUCAACUAGUAAUAAUCUUGGUACAAGUUCGGGAACAGUUACUUCUAUUUCAUCAACGGUUGUAGAUAAGUCUAUGUACUCAACUACAAUGAAUACAGCAACAGCCAACGCCCUGCUUCCAAUUUCUACUUCUGAUCUUGAUAAUAUAUCAUCAACAACUACUGCUAUAUCAACUUUCACAUCUAAUACAAGUACUUCUUCGAUUUCUGCUGGAAUGGAAGUACUUUAUUCAAAUCUUGAUGAACCAGCAUUACCUGAAUCCAUUUAUCUACAAACUUCACCAUCACCAAACACUGUCUCAUCCCAUACAAAUUCGACGUCAAGAAAAAAUAAUAAUGAUAAUUCUUGGAAUUUUGAAGGUGGAACACAAACUGGUAAAGUUGAAAAUGCACAAUCUUCAUCAAUAUCAACUGCAAAAUUAGGAUUAUCAAAUCGUACAGCUCUUAAUGCUAUUACAGCUGCAAUCAACAAUCAUAUGAAACCUACUAUUAUGGCAAUUAACAAAAGAAAAAAACAAGUUGAUAGACCAUAUGGUGAAAGUAUAACCAGUGUUGAUGCUUAUAUAAAACUCAGAAAUAAAGAAAAUGCUCGAAAACGAAAAUCAACAAAAGAAAGUGCAAAAGCAAACUCAAAAAAGAAUAAAGAGUAG
Messenger RNA from Rotaria sp. Silwood2, 2001 nucleotides. The record is from the annotation of a GenBank genome assembly. NCBI's taxonomy places the organism in Eukaryota, Metazoa, Rotifera, Eurotatoria, Philodinida, Philodinidae.